This is a messenger RNA of Argiope bruennichi, 2283 nucleotides long. RefSeq names its product alpha-2 adrenergic receptor-like. Gene Ontology annotation, cellular component: membrane. The record is from RefSeq and is a predicted model, not a curated record. Gene Ontology annotation, molecular function: G protein-coupled amine receptor activity. Gene Ontology annotation, biological process: adenylate cyclase-activating adrenergic receptor signaling pathway. Lineage: Eukaryota; Metazoa; Arthropoda; Arachnida; Araneae; Araneidae. The coding region runs from base 219 to 2012 and encodes 597 amino acids. The transcript has 3 exons.
AUGAAAGAUUCAGUUGGUAUAUGUCUUUCGAGCUAGCGGUUAUCUUUUCAAAGCUUCCUGUGUUCUCGUUGCGAAAGGGGUACAGAAAAGAUGAUGUAAAUAGAUUUUAGAAGAUUCCAUAGUCAUCAUUUUAAUCCACAAACGUUCGGCUAACAUGCCAGUCAUUAAAGAAGAUCGAGGAAGGGCAAUUUCAUAAGUCAUUACUAGUUGCACUCAUCAUGGAAACCAACUUUACAAAUACAACUCAUUUAUUUUCGGUGGAAUAUUAUUAUUUCACCGAAAACUCUGUGAACACCGUCGAUCAGAACGGGACUUCACCGCCUUUCCUCUCUUAUAAGAAUGUCUCAUGGUCAGGAUCCGCAAUAGGAGAUGAAGAAUGGGAAAACUACAACUACUGGAACGGCUCACAAUAUCCGAGUGGAUAUUCUCAAAUACGAAUAAUUUUGACUGCAUUUUUCGUGACAUUUAUAAUGGUAGUCAUUGUGGUUGGUAAUAUGCUCGUCUGUAUAGCAAUAGCUACCGAAAAAGCCCUGAAGACCGUUCAGAACUGGUUUAUUGCUUCUUUGGCAGUCUCGGACUUCUUAGUCGGACUAGUCAUCAUGCCGUUUUCUUUAGCCAAAGAACUCAUGGGGUACUGGAUAUUCGGUACCGUUUGGUGCGAUAUUCAUUCGGCUUUAGACGUUUUACUGUGUACGGCUUCCAUCAACAAUUUGUGUCUGAUAAGUUUAGACAGAUAUUGGUCCGUAACUCAGGCUGUAGAGUACCUUAAGAAAAGAACUGCCUCUCGAGCCGUCUUCAUGAUCUGUUUUGUGUGGAUUUUAUCUGCUCUUAUAUCAUUACCACCUUUAUUAGGAUGGAAGAAAGAAGAAAGACCUGAAGACUACCCUUCUUGCUCUUUAAGUGAUGACGUAGGUUAUGUACUGUACUCUGCUUUAGGCUCGUUUUAUAUACCAGCAAUAGUUAUGGUGUUCGUUUAUAUUAAAAUAUUUAUGGCUGCCAGAUCCAGGGCGAGAAGACAUGUCAAAAAGACUAGACAAGCAUCGGAAGUGACAAAUGAUCCGCCGAAGGACAAGUCCACUACUACUACGACUUGCACGAGCUUCAGUAAUCCUAGUCCACCAGAUAAGAGACGAGACACUGAUAUUUUCAGAUUCCCAGAUGUACCCAAGGUGAAUGGCAGUAAACGAGAAAGUCCAUCCGCACCCACCAUUUCAAACAUGCCCCACAUCAUCAUCGAAGCCUCACAAGAAAUGACAGAAUCUCCUCCUCCCUUCUUCUCGUCAGAAGGUCCCUCCAUCUCCCCAGCGGUGGCAGACGGAAUCCCUGAAGAUGAUGGAGAGGACGAUGACGAUCAAGCACGCGAAGCGGAGGAUGAGGAAGAAGACGAAUUCGAGGAGCACGUCACGCAUUCUAUUGUUCCUAGACGACUCACCAUUUCAUCCGAUCUGAAUGUUUAUUCUAACGACGGCAUCGUUUCCCCGCCGACCAAAAUGCCCAUGGUAGCUGUAGUUCUUGCAGAAUCUACGUCUCCUCGGUUCUUUCAUCAACAAGUUCGAAGGACCUCGAUCAAAACUUCAAGGGCUUCUGGAUUUGGAUCCAGUGCAUCCUUGUCAGAAGGCAAGGGGAGCGAUCCAGAGUCUACAGAAAUGUACAAGGCAUCACUAAAGAAGAAAAUCAGGAUCAAAGGAAGGUUGCCCUUGAGGCCCCACAGCCACUUAGCGGCCCGAGCUCUGCCAUCAGACGCCGAAAGACAAAAGAGGCGUCUUGCCAAGGCAAGGGAACGCAGGGCAACUCUCAUUCUGGGGCUCAUCAUGAUUGCCUUCAUUUUGGCCUGGCUGCCCUUCUUUGUCUUGUAUGUUUUGGAAGCUCUGUGCUCUUCCUGUCACAUUGAACCCACUGGUUUUGCAACAGCCUUUUGGUUAGGUUACUGUAAUUCUGCUUUAAACCCCAUCAUUUAUACUAUCUUCAACAGAGAUUUUCGGAGAGCUUUCAAAAAAAUUCUCUUGAAGUAAAUGGAAACAUUUGGAAUUGUCCGCAAAAGUAUCUGCAAAUACACUUUUUUAAUGAAAAACAAUUUUCUGCACUUUUAAAUAUGUUGUCUUCCACAAAACAGCUGCUAACAAAGUGCCUGUACAUCCAUCCUUUAACAUCACUUCCCUUGAUUUUUUUUUAGUAGAGUUAUGAUUUAAUUCACCAUACUGGUUAACUUCAUAUUGUUCCACACAGUACAAAAUUCAGAUGAUAUAAGACUUAAAUAUUGAGAUUAUCUGAAUGUUAACUAAU